AUGAUUCAACCUCCAUUUGAUCAGUUUGCUACUCUCACAGCACCCGCCACCACAUCCUCAGUGGCACCUAUUCCUACAGUCAUUCCGGGAUCCGAGGUAUACCAGGAACUUCAUGAUGUGGGAAAACGGACUCUAUGGGUUGUCACUGUGUUGAUGGGCAUCUCCUCGCUGGUAUUCUAUGCUCUGGCCGCUCGUGCUCCUCUGUCUAAACGAAUCUUCCACAUUCUAACCUCCCUCAUCACCACCAUCUCCUUCAUAAUCUACCUAGCCCUUGCAACCGGCCAAGGCAUAACAACCAAACACGUCAGAGUCCACGAAUCCCACAAGCAUGUCCCAGACACCCACACAGACUACAUCCGCCAGGUCCUAUGGCUGCGCUAUGUAAACUGGGCAUUAACAACACCCCUACUCUUCAUCAACUUCGCCCUUCUGUCCGCCCUACCGGGUGCAAACCUCCUCAUCGCCAUUGUCGCCCACCUGACAAUGCUAGCAACAGCUCUAUUGGGCAUAUUCGCAGGCCACGGCCGCGAGCGCUGGGUUUGGCUAAUCCUGACAUGUAUUUCCUACCUGGUCGUGAUCCACCAUGUAGGCUUCCAUGCACAGAAAGCAGCAAGGAGCAAGGAUGCUCAGACACGACGGUUCUUCGGGUCUAUUUCCGGGUCGGCCAUUGCAAUGCUAGCGCUGUUCCCUAUUUCUCUUGCGGCUGGUGCUCUUGCGCUUAGAUUGAGCGUUGAUGCUGAGACUAUCCUCUUCGCUAUACAAGAUAUCUUUACGCAGGGCAUCCUUGGGUAUUGGCUUCUGUUGGCUCAUGAGAGCGCCUCUGGAAUUGAGCUCUAUAUGGAAGGAUUCUGGUCUCGUGGUAUCGGCAAUGAGGGAGCUAUUCGGAUCUCCGACGAAGAGGGUGCGUAA
This is a messenger RNA of Penicillium verrucosum, 909 nucleotides long. Its product is annotated as opsin family protein. NCBI's taxonomy places the organism in Eukaryota, Fungi, Ascomycota, Eurotiomycetes, Eurotiales, Aspergillaceae. The record is from RefSeq and is a predicted model, not a curated record. The transcript is spliced from 5 exons. Gene Ontology annotation, cellular component: plasma membrane; endoplasmic reticulum. The coding region runs from base 1 to 909 and encodes 302 amino acids.